Molecule: messenger RNA, 1279 nt
Organism: Elaeis guineensis (African oil palm)
Lineage: Eukaryota; Viridiplantae; Streptophyta; Magnoliopsida; Arecales; Arecaceae
Source: RefSeq, a predicted model, not a curated record
GGCUAGGUUGCGGUCCAACUCUUUUAGCCUAAACCUUCAAGCAUCCGUAGGGGCCAUCCCAUCCCUCCCACGCUCCGCGCUGCCCCGCUGGCGAAAGAAGAAAGAAAGCAGAGGGGCCAUGGAGCGGGAGGCCAUGGAAGGUAUCACGAACCGUCUGGCCUCCAUCGAAGGCCUCUACUUCCCCGGCGCCAUCCACCGCCAAGCCCCUGACUCCUCCCAGCGCAAGUCCGCCCUCCUCGACCUCCUCUCCCGCGACGCCCCCAUCUUCCUCGAGCGCUAUGGCUCGGAGCUUACUGCCGACGAGCUCCGGGAGUUCGAGGUGCUGAAGGCGGACUACGAGGUGGAAUGGCACCUGAACCGCCUCCGCCGUGGCCAGAGUCCGACGGCGGAGGAGGCGCGGGCGAGGUCAGUUAGGGUUAAGAACCGGCGGCGGGCGUACAUGGAGCUGCUCGUCCGAGGUGGGGAGUACUUCUCCGAGGACGCCAUGAGGGAGCGGGAGCCCUACCUCCACCACGAGUAUUUGGGGAGAUUUCAGGAUCCGUCUGGCAGGGUCCUUUCCCGGCCUGGGGAGCGGUGGUCGGAGACGCUGAUGCGGCGGUGUGAGGAGGCGAUGCUGGUGGAGAAGAUCCGACAGGAGCAGCAGAGGCUGGGGGUCGCUAGGAGAGAUUGGGUCGGUGGCGGGGGAGAGGAAGAGCAAGAAGAGGAGGAGGAGGAGGAGGAGGAGAGUGAGCAGGUCAAGGGGGAAGAGAAGGGUGGAUCGAGCGACUCAAGGGUGCAUGUAGACCAUGAAUCUAGUUGCAGUGCUCAGGGUACAAGUAUAGAGCCUCUCGACCAGACAUUAUCGGCAGAAGAGAUGCAGGAUCAUUUGGAGCAGUUCACGCACAUGAUGCAACAGAAGUUUCUGGCGGGAGAAGAUGCUGAGCAUUUGGACUAUUCUAAAAUAGACAAUGAUGAGAGAUUGGAUGAUCAUUGGCUCAGGGAGGCAAACUAUGAUGCUGAGGAAAAAUACUUUGAAGAAGAUUAACUAACGAAAUACCAUCAUUUUCUCUGUUAGAUGUAACACCUUUGCCUUUUCGUCUUGUGUAUGGAUGAGCUUUUGCAGAGAUAACCUUUUGUAGCACCUUUUCUUCUGCCUUUGGUUGUGUAAUGCAACAUAGGAAAGUUUGUUUCAGUACUUCUUUCUUGUACAGGUGGAGCAGCCUAUUUUGCGUAUACUUAUUUCUCCUGCUUUAGAUUUUUGUACCAUGAUGGAAAAACUUGAGGCAUUCGCCCAAAACUA